CUCAGAUCUUUGAGGGCUGCAAGUUCUUGUCUCAGUCUGAAUUUAAGCUGCAUUGGUAACUGGUACCUUGCCAGGCUCUUGGAGAAGCAAAGAAGAGUUAAGUUUUCAAUGGGGCAUUAGAAAGCCCCCCAGGAUCUUGGGAUCUUCCAGCCUCAGUUUCCUCAUCUAAACAUAUGGGAUAAAAGUAAUCCCUGCUUCAUAGAAUUGUUUUGAUGAUGGAGAGAAACAAUUUAUUGAAUACACACUUACUAAACUUGCUGAGACACACCAGCCUCUGUUUUAGGACUUAAAGAGUAAAAGUAAAUAAAUGCAAAAAUCAUGGUCCCCAGAGAACUUAUGGUUUAUAAGAAGGUCACAAACAAGUAAGACAUUUGAAGAGAAUGGCAUCUAUGUGGCCAAAUAAAAGGAAUAUGGCAGGAAGGUGCAAAUGUGGUGAUGUUUGAUCAGAUCAGCAGAGAGGAGUCACCAAGAAGAUGGCUUUUAGAUCUGUAGGCAGCAAGGACACCAGUUAUUUAGAAGGGAAUUCAGGCAGUGAUAACAGCAAAUGAAAAGGUCCUGAGGCAGAGUAUACUUGACAUGUAGGUAGAACAGCAAAGGUGUCCACAUACUGGAGCAGAAGAAUCAAGAGGAAGAGUUUUUGGAGAAGAGGUCCUAAGCAAUGACCUUGUAGGUGACAGCAAUGAAUUGGGAGAGGAAUAGAUCACCUGACUUUAGUUUUAAAUGUGUCUUACUCUGACUGUUGUGUUAACAAUGGACUACAGGGGAAGAGGGUAGAAGAGGGGAGACUUGUAAGAAAGACACACAACACACUUGUGUGCAGAGAGAAGAUGGUGGUUAGGAACAGGGCAGAAAAUGGAUCAGAUUCUGGAUAUAGCUGGAGGUAAAGCUGAGGGAUUUCCAGAUCAAGGUGUGGAAGAAAAGAGUUGGAGAAGCUCCAAGAUUUGGUGUUGGAAGACCUAUAAGAGAAUAGGGUUGCCAUUUCCUGAGGUGGAUAAAGCGGCAGCUAGAGUGAGAUGAUUUUCAGGGAGUGAUAAUACAAAGUGCUCAGCUUUGGACACACUGUGUUUGAGAGGCCAACUAGGUAGAGAAGCCAAGCAGAUGAGGAUGCAGGAGAAAGAUCCAGGCUAGAGACACUCAUGGGAGGUCAUGGUCAUGGCAGGUGAUGUCCAAGCUUUGGCAAUGGGUGAGAUUAUGUACAGAGUGAGUGUGGAUAAAGGAGAUGAUGAAGAUUCAGAAAAGAGACUGGGAGGUGAGAGGAAAACCAGGCAAAUGUGCUGAGCUGGAACCAUGUAAGGGGAGGGUUAAAGGAGGUGAGAGAGUGUCCAUCAAGUCCACUUGCGCUCCAGCUCUCUCUCCCUGGUUGGAGCAAUAACUGUCUGUCAGUCAUGGGCAUGAACCUGCUUUUGUCCCCUUGGAUUGGAAGAGUGGGUCCAGUUGGCCCUUGGGCUCUAGGACUGUAUAGCCUGUGAACUUGGCUAGGAGGACUGCUAUUUCCUCAAGACUCCAAGGUUAUCCACUUUUAAUGAUUAGCUCUGCACAUCCGUAAGGCUGCAGGGCUUCUGGAGCUGUCUGUUUGAUUCACUGUGCUCCCCUCCAAGGCUGCAGGGGAAUCUGAAGCUCUUUGCUGGAAAUCAGAGGGUGGACCCAGCUUUCCCCAAGGAGACUUCCUAAGAGGACCCAGUAGGUCUCAAAAUGCAUGGGCUGUGGAAGCUUCGGGGACUUUGCACACUAUGGGGUAAACAGACAUCCAGCCAUACUCUUCACAUAAUUACGAGGCAAGUGGCAUCCGUGCAGUGGGGCCGCCAAGAAGUUCCUGCCAAGUUUAACUUUGCUAGAGAUGUGAUAGAUCACUGGGCCGACAUGGAGACGGCUGGCAUGCGACCCUCAAGCCCAGCCCUGUGGUGGGUGAAUGGCAAAGGGGAGGAAGUGAAAUGGAACUUCAGAGAACUGAGUGAAAUCAGCCAGCAGGCAUCCAACGUCCUCUCCGUGGCCUGUGGCCUGCAGCGUGGGGACUGUGUGGCAGUCGUGCUGCCCCGCAUACCUGAGUGGUGGCUGGUGACCCUGGGCUGUACUCGAGCAGGCCUUAUCUUCUCACCUGGGACUAUCCAGAUGAAAUCUGGUGACAUACUAUAUAGGCUUCAGUCAUCUAAGGCCAAGGCCAUCGUGGCUGGAGAUGAAGUUGCCCAAGAAGUGGACAUGGUGGCACCUAAAUGUCCUUCUCUGGAAAUUAAGCUCCUGGUGUCUGAGAAAAACCGGGAUGGGUGGCUAAACUUCAAGACACUAUUAAAAGAGGCAUCCACCACUCAUCGCUGUGUGGACACUGGGAGCCAGGAAGCCCUUGCCUUUUAUUUCACUAGUGGGACCAGUGGCCCUCCCAAGAUGGCAGAACACUCCCACUCGAGCCUGGGCCUCAAGAGCAAGAUGGAUUCUGGGUUUUGGACAGGUCUGCAAACCUCUGAUGUAAUAUGGACUAUAUCAGACACAGCUUGGAUACUGAACAUCCUAGGCUCAUUUCUGGAACCGUGGUCAUUAGGAGCAUGUGCAUUUAUACAUCACUUGGAUAAGUUUGACCCAGUGGUCAUUCUAAAAGUGCUAUCCAGCUACCCAAUCAGUAGCCUGUUUUGUGCCCCCAUAGUGUUCCGGAUGUUGCUACAACAGGACCUUUCCAGGGAUGCUGAGGAGGAACACUUAUCUCUCUUCUUCAGUUACAAGUUCCCACACCUAAAGACUUGCUUCAGUGCAGGGGAGAGUCAACUUCUGGAAACUCUGGAGAAGUGGAAGGCUCAGACAGGACUGGACAUCCGAGAAUGCUAUGGCCAGACAGAAACGGGGCUCACGUGCAGAGUUUCCAAGACAAUGAAGGUCAAACCAGGCUAUAUUGGAAUACCAGUUCCCCACUAUGACUUGCAGAUCAUAGAUGAAAAGGGCAAUGUCCUGCCCCCUGGCACAGAAGGAGACAUAGGCCUCAGGGUCAAACCCAUCAAGCCCAUAGGCAUCUUCUCUGGCUAUGUGAACAAUCUCCAGACGGUAGCAGACAAUAUUCGAGGAGAUUUCUGGCUCAUGGGAGACCGAGGAAUCAAGGAUCAAGAUGGCUAUUUCCAGUUCAUGGGACGGACAGAUGAUAUCAUUAACUCCAGUGGGUACCGGAUUGGGCCAUCAGAGGUAGAGAAUGCACUGACGGAGCACCCCGCUGUGGCUGAGACAGCUGUAGUCAGCAGUCCAGAUCCUGUCCGAGGAGAGGUGGUAAAAGCAUUUGUGGUCCUGGCCCCAGAGUUCCUGUCCCAUGACCGAGACCAGCUCACCAAGGAGCUACAGCAGCAUGUGAAGUCAGUGACAGCCCCAUACAAAUACCCAAGGAAGAUAGAGUUUGUCUUGGACCUGCCCAAGACUAUCACAGGAAAAAUUGAGCGAGCCAAGCUUCGAAAAAAGGAGUGGAAGAUGUCUGGGCAAUCCCGGACCAAGUGAGACUCCUGGGGGGGGGGUCUCACUUGAAUUCCCCUAUUCUUUCUAUUUUUCAUUCUUUGGGGGGGGUGGUUGGCUUUCCUGUGAAGAUAUGAGAUUCUUUAUGAAAAGGUUCAUAUGUAAUUUUUGUCUUUCCUUGGUUAUUAGCACAAAACAUGGCCAUGUUAGAUGUGAAAGAAGAAAGAGAGGGAGGGAAUGACAAGUAGAAAAGGUGAGAAUAACAGAAAAA
Molecule: messenger RNA, 3691 nt
Organism: Otolemur garnettii (small-eared galago)
Lineage: Eukaryota; Metazoa; Chordata; Mammalia; Primates; Galagidae
Product: acyl-CoA synthetase medium chain family member 2A
Exons: 14
Coding region: 1693-3465 (590 amino acids)
Biological process (GO): fatty acid biosynthetic process; acyl-CoA metabolic process
Cellular component (GO): mitochondrial matrix
Molecular function (GO): fatty acid ligase activity; fatty-acyl-CoA synthase activity
Source: RefSeq, a predicted model, not a curated record